CGUCCGCUCCCGGCUCCAGGGGCGAGUAACGUGGGAUGUGCGGAGAAAGGCCGGACCGGAGGGAUAACGACCCCGGCUUCAUCCCUGGGCCCACCCCCGGCUGCUUCCUCCGCAGCAAUCUUUUCCUCGCCUUCCUUUCUCCACCACUAUAUCCUCCUAACCUAAAAAUCAUCCCUCCCCACCUCCCGGGACUGAUCUCCCCGCACGGAGAGCAGCGAGCCCCGGGCACCGGCGGCUCCUCCGCUUGCCUCUCUGCCAGCACCGGCACCGGCUCUCCAUGGAACGGCUGCGGCUGAAGUUUGCCCGGAGCGAGGGAUGAGCGAUGGAGGGGCCGAGCCUGGCAGGAGCCCCGUGCUGCUGGCCGAGCCCCUGCCCACCGGGCGAGCCCGGGAGAAGGCAGCGAGUCGGGAGCAGCUGGAGAGCGUUCGGCGAGGCGGAGGAAGCGGUGGGUUCAAGGACAUCCCGGGAACAUCGGCUGUCAGCCCCGGUUCCUCCAAGGAGUGCGCCCCGGACAGCGAGAGCCCAGCAGGAGCUGGCGAAGCGGACUAUUGCCGCCGCAUCCUGGUGCGAGAUGCCAAAGGGACCAUCCGGGAGAUUGUGCUCCCUAAAGGUCUGGACCUGGACCGACCCAAGCGGACGCGGACGUCCUUCACUGCGGAGCAGCUCUAUCGCCUGGAGCUGGAGUUCCAGCGCUGCCAGUCAAGGUCUGGUUCCAGAACCGUCGCACCAAGCAGAAGAAGGACCAGAGCAGGGACUCUGAGAAACGCUCCAGCACCACCUCCGAGUCCUUCGCCACCUGCAACAUCCUGCGGCUGCUGGAGCAAGGGAGGUUCCUCUCCGUCCCGGCCCCCCCCAGCCUCCUCUCUCCCACCUCCAACCCCAUCACCAGUCCUACCGGCAACGGAUCUGGCUUGGCCACUCCGGGAACCACAUCCCCUGGGCUCGGCGGUGGGAGCAGCCCCACGGGACCGGGAACAUUCAGCCUGCAAGUUCCUUCUCUUACCUCUUCCUCCUCCUCGUCCUCACCCAGGCUGCCGGCCAACCCGCUGUGUUUCGGGGGGCCACUUCUGGGCACCCUCCACGACCUUCCGGGCACUUACGGACUGGGCACUUCUGCUUUUGAGCCUUACACACGGCUGGAAAGGAAAGACAAUUCUAUACCCAGCAAGAAGCCAAGCCCUUAAAUCAAACAUGAGUGUCAAAAGGUCUCCCCCCUCCCACCAUCCCCUGCGCCCCGCCCACCCAGGCCCCGCAGCGGGGUCCAGCUUGGCAAGUGGGGUGUGGAAGAGGGUUUAUCACUCCCCAGACACGGCCGCGGGUGACACCCUGCAGCCCCGGCCUGAUGUUGGACCUGGCCAUGUCUGCUGGGUGUCCUUGGGGGCCCCGUGUAACUGGUGCUGUCACAUCCCUCACUGGCACGCGUGGAUCUGGCAGGGCCACGUCCCUGCCUCCAGGUGUUGCCUGCUCAGGGUCCGGAAGAUGAUGCUGUGGUCUGUGCUGCAUGGAAUGGGAGGGGAGCAGCUUCCAGGGGGUGGCGUUCGGUGGGUUGCUGAUGCCCUGUGGGCUUUCAGUGGGUGGGACCACAGAGCUCUGGUCCCUCUGGACUGUCCCCCUGGGGGCUGUGGUGUUUGGGUCACUGAUGAAGCCCCAGGCAGCAGGCAGGGGCCCCAAAGGGGAGAACACUGGGCUUUGUCCCUGCUUGGCCAAGUUGUCCUUGGGCCUCAGUUUCCCCACCUGCAGAGGGCUUUGUGUCCUGGCUGAGAUUGUCCCAGAGCACACUGGUGGCUGUGAGGUCCAGAUCCAUGAGAUGCUUGUUCCCCCAGACCCCUGUCCCAGCGAGGGUGGGAGGUCUGGGGGGUAGCAAUGAUGCUGGUGAUAUCUCCAGCCACUUACACCAGUGGUCCACAGCUACUUCAACUCAUGAGACCCCCUCCCCAGGCUCCUCCUCACCUGCUUGUGCAGAACCAAACCACCAUCCUAGACCCUGUUUUGGUGUUGUCCCACCCUGGUAAACCCCUAAGGAUGCUGGAGGAGAUUCUGAGCACCCCGGGGGGACUGUGGGGAGCUGGGGCCAGGCUUCCUGUCACAGAAACCUCACUGAGGGGGAUGCAGACAUUCAGGCCCUUGGAUGGUGGACUUGGAGCCAGACUGAUGUGCAAAAUGGCAGUGACAUUGUGUGAGGUGAUCCCUGGGGGCAGGGGCAGCAUGACUUAACUGGCAUCUGCUGAGGGAGGUCUACACUGGGCAGAGUGCAACUCCUCUGUAGUGGAGCAUCACCUUGAUAAGGUGCUUUGCAGUGGCAGUGCCUUGGCAGGAUGCUCUGUGGUGUCACUGCCUUGGCAAGGUACCCUGUGGUGGCAAUGCCUUGGCAGGAUGCUCUGUGGUGUCACUGCCCUGACAAGGUACCCUGUGGUGGCAGUGCCUUGGCAGGCUGCUCUGCGGUGUCACUGCCUUGGCAAGGUACCCUGUGAUGGCAGUGCCUUGGCAGGCUGCUCUGCAGUGUCACUGCCCUGACAAGGUACCCUGUGGUGGCAAUGCCUUGGCAGGCUGUUCUAGUGUUGUCACCCUCUCAGGAUGCUCCAGUGGCAUCACCCUGCCAGGCCACCCUGUAAGGACAUCACCUUGUCAGGAGUGAGGUGAUGCCCUCAGCCUCUUUCCAGCAUUCAGGAGCUGCCAUGGGGCUCAUCAGCCUCUCACUCCCUCCAAACCAAGGUGCUUCUGUAUCCUCCUGCUUCUGUUUCAUGGCUGACAACAAAACUUCCCACUGAGCCCCUCCCCCACCCCAUGCUCCGUAGGGACUGGUUCCCGAAGGGACACAGCCUGCCUCUUCCUGGGAUUUCGCAGGGAAAUAUUUAAAAUAAAGAUUUUAUGGAAAGGUUCUUUGGUGACUUUUCUUUUCCCUUUC
Molecule: messenger RNA, 2905 nt
Organism: Pogoniulus pusillus (Red-fronted tinkerbird)
Lineage: Eukaryota; Metazoa; Chordata; Aves; Piciformes; Lybiidae
Gene: VAX2
Product: ventral anterior homeobox 2
Exons: 4
Coding region: 316-1761 (481 amino acids)
Biological process (GO): central nervous system development; regulation of transcription by RNA polymerase II; neuron differentiation
Cellular component (GO): nucleus
Molecular function (GO): RNA polymerase II cis-regulatory region sequence-specific DNA binding; DNA-binding transcription factor activity, RNA polymerase II-specific
Source: RefSeq, a predicted model, not a curated record